Molecule: messenger RNA, 354 nt
Organism: Fusarium coffeatum
Lineage: Eukaryota; Fungi; Ascomycota; Sordariomycetes; Hypocreales; Nectriaceae
Exons: 2
Coding region: 1-354 (117 amino acids)
Source: RefSeq, a predicted model, not a curated record
AUGGGCUACAAGAGCCCUGUCAUGGUUCGCGCUCUUGAACUGGCAUGGCAGUACGUCAGAGACCAAGGCCAGCGAGUUCUCAUCUAUGUGGACACCCCUUGGAUACAGUGUGUUACUGUUGGGCUAUUUCGACUUGCCGGCUUUGACACCGUUACCGUCCGACCGGACCAUGACGUGAACGAGAAAUCCAAGGUAAUCGCUGCCUGGAACGACCCAAAAUCCAGGAACGAAGUGUUCAUCGCCAAUGUGAAUACCAUGGGAACUGGCGUCAACAUGCAUGGCUGCUGUUCAAAAGGCAUGUCCUUGAACUGGCUCAGAACGCAAAGUCGAUGCUCCAGAUCAUUGGACUCCUGA